GACGCCUUCAUUUAUGACGCCGCCGUGCUGAACUACAUGGCGAGGAAGGACGAGGGCUGCAAGGUGAUGACCAUCGGCUCUGGGAAGGUGUUCGCCACCACCGGCUACGGCAUCGCGCUGAACAAGAACUCCCGCUGGAAACGACCACUGGACCUGGCCCUGCUGCAGCUGGUGGGGGACGAUGAGAUUGAUAUGUUGGAGCGUCUCUGGCUGUCGGGGAUCUGCCACAACGAUAAGAUCGAGGUGAUGAGCAGUAAACUGGACAUCGACAACAUGGCGGGGGUCUUCUACAUGCUGCUCGUGGCCAUGGGCCUCAGCCUGCUGGUGUUCGCCUGGGAGCAUCUGGUGUACUGGAAACUCCGGCACUGUGUGAAGCGAUCGGGGGGGAUGGACUUCCUCCUGGCCCUGAGCAGGGGAAUGUACAGUUGCUGCCAGUUUGAGGAUGAGACCACACCAGGAGGCAGCAAAGGCUCUUUGCCCCAGUAUCACACUGUGACCACCAUGCCUGCUGGGGCCCAGCAGCAUCUUGUGACAGCCACGGUAAACAACACCACGGCCAUUGCCAUGGUGCAGCAUCAUCAGCAGCAGCAGAUGCACCACCAGCAGCAGCAGCAACAGGGGCAGACCUAUAGCACCAUGCUCCCCGGGUCACCUCCAAACACAGGACACUCAGCGAUGGCUCUGGGCCCCUCAAACAGCCCCUUAUUGGAAGGCCCCAUGCCCUGCUCCACCUUCUUACCUCGCCACGACCGUAGACUUGCUGUCGUGGAUCGCUGGAACAGGCCGAAGCCGGAGAAAGUAAUGAGCGCGGGCAGCAGUGGUGGAGUGGGCAUUGGGGGAAUAGCCGGUGGCAUCACUGAACUCCAGGCCCAGCAGCAGUACCAGCAGAAUCUUGGACAGCACUGGAGCUUGCAGGGGGGAGUUGCAGGUGGAGCAGGGGCAGCAGGUGACACAGGGCUUGAUGAAUAUAAGCGCUACUAUGGUCCUAUAGAUCCAGAGGGGCUAGGGACUCACUCUGACCAACAGGCAGGGGGCCCCCAACAGACUCCCAAAGCUAAUCCACGAGGCCCCAAAGCCUCAGGGAUGCCACGGCCGCCUCCUAAAGGCCCCCCACAAGGCCCCCCACAAGGCCCAACACACUUAAUCUCCCAGCCCCCUCCACUACUCCCAUCUUCUCCUCGAAGGCCUCCCUUCUGGCGACGAGGAAGCUUAGUUCAGGCAAGAAGAAAAAGCUCAGGAGGUCCCCUGUAUGAGAAUAUCCUCCCACUCGGGAGGCGAGGAGGUGGCAGGUACGGAGCAAGUGAUGGAGCUGGUAGAAGAGGCCGGCGUCCUCCACCUCCUCCUCCAUUACCUGUCCCCCUUUCCUCCCCAACACACACCCCUACCAGCCCCUCCUCACCAUGCCGUUUAUACUCAUCCUGCUCCAGUGCCUCGUCCUCCUCCUCUUCCUCCACAUCAUCCUCAUCAUCUUCCUCAUCCUCCGCUUCUCUCUCCCGGUCCAAUUCUCCCUCCGUUUGCUCCAGUGACAGCUCCUACAACUCCUCACUGAGUUUCCGGUAUCGCGCCGGUGAUCGAGAGCUGACGGUGGACGACGAUAAUGACUCCGACCUGCUCACGGAGGAGUCCAGCCUUCUCCUGGGCUCACGGAGGAAGAUUCGUUCACGGCGCAUGUCAUCACGCUCUUUGCCAUGCAGCCCACCACCUCCACCAAUCCCUCCACGGAAACCACGUCCUCAGCGAGAUCACGGCAGAGAGAGAACUGGCAGCCAGCUCGCCCAAUUACAGGAGUGGUGGGCAUCAUGGGGGGACAGGGAGCGAGGGAGACAGGGAGCGACAACUGUCCGGGGUGAUGGAGGAGUGGGAAGGGAAGAGAAGAGGCAACACAAAGAGAGGGAGCGUGAAAGGAAGAGGAGGAAGAAGGGCCGAAAGAAGAAGAAGAGGGAAGAUAGGGAAAGAGAACGGGAGCGGAAGCGGCGUAAAGCGAAGAAAAAGAAGAAGAAGGAUGAUAAAACAAGGAAGAGAGAGAGAAAGAGGUCUGAGCAGGAGGGUGGAGAACCUGAAAAAAGAGAGGAACUUAAAUCAGGGACACUAGACUACCCAUCAUACCCAGCUCUGAGAAGGGAGUCCUUUCGGAAAAAGAGUGAAAGCUCCAUCAAAAGCUAUGGCUGGAAUAUCCCAGGUGACGAAGAGAGAAGGGAAGAGAAAGAGAGGGAUGAAGCAGAGGACAGCAGAGGAAAGGAAAAGGUCCUACGGCGAAGGAACAGCAAGCACUACCAAGGGUCCAGCACUAAGCCUUCGACAUCUGUAAAGUUCUGGGGACCGGGAAACCCGUCUUCUGACACCAUUCCAUCUGCCUUCCUGCCUUUGGUGCCUGUCUCCUCUAAAAGGAGGAAGAGUAAAAGUUCUGACCGGGAAGGUGUAGCAGUCGAAGUGGAGAGAAGGCCCUUGUUGGCCAGGGACGGCAGAAGUGAGAUGCAUUCCAAAGAGGGGUUGUCCUUUCACGAGUGGGAGUCCGAUGGAGAGGAUGAGGAAGAGGAUUCUGAGCAGGAGAGGAGGAAAGCCGGGGGGCGUGGGAAGCGGCGCAGAGCAGGAAGGACGAUGUCCGAUGAGGAGCGGGAACGUGACAAGGUCGUCGGGAUAUAUUCUGAUGAUGAUGCUUCUUCUGGGGAGUUUGGAAAGUUUGAGCGGUACUGGGAGGAUCAUGAAGGAAGGGCGGUCGGAGGCAUCGGAGGGGGAGGUUGGUUUUUUAGUACCUACCCCUCCAGGGAGAAAGUCGGCAGCAUCAACAGUAGAGAUGACCUGUUCCUGGAGCGGGGCGAGAGGUGGGUGGAUAAACUCCACAUCCAGGAUGAGAAGAAGAGUAGACGCAAGUCAAAGGACAAGAGCAGAGGGCGGGCAGCUUACUCCUCCCGUCACUCACCGCGACAUCACCCGCACCCCCACUCAGCCAAAUGGGCCCGUGUAACCUCAAGAAGCCAGGAAGAGUUGUACCGCCAUUGCCAGAGUUUCCCCCUGAAGCCCAAGCAUGACUCCUCCUCGUCCUCCAAGCCAGACCGCUCACAGAAUCCAUCUAAGUCUGGCAGUCAGUCGAACCUCAUCCUCCAGCAGCGGACACAGAGACCGGAUAGGGAUCGAGGAAGGCAACAGUCCCCGACCCCAACCCUCUUACCCAACUUGCCACCCCCACUCCCUGCCCUCCCGGCUCCUCCGUCCUCAUCUCACCCGAUCCAUGCUCCUCCCCCUACCUCGUCCUCUUCUGUAUCCUCCCCCUCCGUGGUCUCCUCCAUGGCUUCGGCAAGUGCCAAACUGCAGUACCAGAGAUUGCGCUCUGUACCCCAGCCCCAGAGGUUUCCUCAGUCUCCUCACUUACCACUUAAAGCCAAGAGCCUUUGCUCCCGAAGGGGCUCGGCCCAUUUCUCCAGCGUGGAGAGUGAGGUCUGA
Molecule: messenger RNA, 3441 nt
Organism: Pleuronectes platessa (European plaice)
Lineage: Eukaryota; Metazoa; Chordata; Actinopteri; Pleuronectiformes; Pleuronectidae
Product: serine/arginine repetitive matrix protein 2
Exons: 6
Coding region: 37-3441 (1134 amino acids)
Biological process (GO): long-term synaptic potentiation; excitatory postsynaptic potential; synaptic transmission, glutamatergic
Cellular component (GO): plasma membrane; NMDA selective glutamate receptor complex; postsynaptic density membrane
Molecular function (GO): NMDA glutamate receptor activity; transmitter-gated monoatomic ion channel activity involved in regulation of postsynaptic membrane potential
Source: RefSeq, a predicted model, not a curated record